AUGACGACGCCGAUCAGCAAAGCCCGGGUGGAGGAGGGGCAGGUACCGAAAGGAAAGGGGGUGAUCCGACGUCGAAGCAGAGCUGGACUGGGGGAAGCGAGGGGCGAGGUGGACAGCAGGGCUCCAGAGAGCGGGGCGGGGGCCGGGGCGCUCACCAGUCUGGGUCCAGUCUGGGCGGGGCGGGGGCAGGGGCUGCGGGCAUGCAGCAUGCUGCAGCCAGGCCACAUCCUCAGCAUGCACAGAGCGGAGCAAAGCGGCCAGGGCAGCCCGGCGCCCCAGGGGGGCGGCAGGCCACGCCCACUGGGGGGCGGGCAGCCGAGCCCCGCCCCACUGCCGGCCAGGGGUCUGCUGGGCGCGGGGGGGGGCCUCACCCCAGAGGCUCUGUGCUUGGUGGGCAAGACGGGGCCCCUCGCCACCUCAGGGCUAAGCGUGAGGGGGCGCUCCGGCCGGGGCCAGCAGCUGCGUGGGCUCGCGGCGGCCCACGCUGUCACUCUUCAGGGCGUGGCCCGACCCAGGGAGGGCGGGGGGUGUGGCAGGAGGGACCACCCACCUUCCCACGUGUCACCAAUGCACACCGGCCCGGCAUCCCCCAGGAACCAGCCAAGGAACCGUGUGGUGUCGAAAAGGGAGACGCCCAACACACACGCCAAGGUGAGCGUCUGA
This is a messenger RNA of Rangifer tarandus platyrhynchus (Svalbard reindeer), 663 nucleotides long. The record is from the annotation of a GenBank genome assembly. NCBI's taxonomy places the organism in Eukaryota, Metazoa, Chordata, Mammalia, Artiodactyla, Cervidae.